Molecule: messenger RNA, 947 nt
Organism: Cynara cardunculus var. scolymus (artichoke)
Lineage: Eukaryota; Viridiplantae; Streptophyta; Magnoliopsida; Asterales; Asteraceae
Product: U4/U6.U5 small nuclear ribonucleoprotein 27 kDa protein
Exons: 2
Coding region: 59-679 (206 amino acids)
Biological process (GO): RNA splicing
Cellular component (GO): precatalytic spliceosome
Source: RefSeq, a predicted model, not a curated record
UGAUAGAAGCAAGCCCUAAACCCGCUCGCCGACCCUGUAACCCUUACACGACAGAGCAAUGGGCGAUCGGCGGGACAGAGACAGGGACCGGAAGCGAGAUCGAGACGACCGGGAUCGUCUCCGGCACCGGCACGUCGACCAUGACCGGGAACGAGACCGGGAUAGAGAGCGGGACCGGGACCGGGACCGUAAAGACAGGAGCAAAAGGUCGUACACGCCAGACCGAGCUCGUUCUCGCCACACUAGGUCUCGGACUCGCUCCCCGGACCACCACCGAUCGCGUUCUCGAUCCACGGACAGGCACCGUAGGAGAAGCCACCACCGUACCCCGUCUCCGGACCAAUCGCGGAAGCGUCGCAAGCACGGGGAUGAAGAUGGCCAGCGUGCUGCCUCUGUCGUUUCGGAGUUUGUGGAUGGAAUUGUGAAGGAGAAACAGCAGCAGAAGAAUUCUAAGGACGCAGAAAUGGUUGAAGAUGAUGCUGGUGGUGAGAUGGAUGCCAAUGAAAUAGAGAUGAUGAAGAUGAUGGGAAUUCCGGUUGGGUUCGAUUCAACUAAAGGGAAGCCAGUCGAAGGGAAUGAUGUGAGCGGGAUCAGAGCGGUGACUAAAAGACAGCCACGCCAGUACAUGAACCGCCGUGGUGGGUUCAAUCGCCCAUUGCCUGCUGAAGUAAACCGUUGAUUGAGGCGGUUCAGAUGUUGAGAAAAUUCAGGUGAAAGCUUGAUGCUUGAUAAACGCACACAGAAUGCAUAAUCCCUUUUUGAGGCGAUGUCAGCGAUCUUAAUGUCAUCUAAUGUUGCAAGUUAGUACUAUUUCUUGGGGAUUUCUACUGCUGUAUCCAAGUUUGUGUAGGAGGUCAUACUUUGCAACAAACAAAAUCCCCUUUUGCUAUAUGUACACACAUAAGUUCCUUCUAUUUCGAUUUUAGACCAUUUUGAUGAUGUGACUA